Messenger RNA from Mesorhabditis belari, 771 nucleotides. Lineage: Eukaryota; Metazoa; Nematoda; Chromadorea; Rhabditida; Rhabditidae. The record is from the annotation of a GenBank genome assembly.
AUGGCCUCGUCAAGUGUGCGGACGCUCGUCGAUCGAGUCGCUGUUGUAACCGCUUCGACAAAGGGAAUUGGCUUUGCGAUCGCUCGUCGCUUGGGUCUUGAUGGAGCGAAGGUGAUCGUGAGCAGCCGGAAGUCAAAAAAUGUCGAAGAAGCAGUCCUUGCCCUACAACUAGAAGGAAUCGAAGCAAGCGGAGUGGUGGCACAUGUUGGAAAUAAAGACGAUAGGAAAAGACUCUUCGACUACACGCUUGGAAAACAUGGAAAAAUGGACAUUUUGGUUUCGAAUGCAGCAGCUAAUCCGCACUACGGCGAUUUGAUGACGAUCACCGAUUCACAAUGGGAUAAACUGAUGCAGAUAAAUGUAACAUCCGCUUUCCAACUAGCCCAAGAAGCAAUUCCACAUCUUGAAACUUCUGGCCAUGGAAAUCUCGUGUUCGUCGCUUCGGUGGCAGGAUUUCAACCAAUUCAAGGACUCGGCGCGUAUUCGAUCAUGAAAUCGGCAUUGAUUGGAUUGAGCAAGAAUUUGGCACUAGCUGUGGCACAUCGAAAUGUUAGAGUGAACGCGAUUGCGCCUGGAAUCAUCCGAACGGAUUUUUCAAAGACGCUCAUUGAAGAUCCGCUCAAACAUAACGAUAUAAUUAAAAGGAUACCUUUGGGAAGAAUUGGUGAAGCCGAGGAAACCGCCGGAGCUGUCUCGUUUCUUGUUUCCGACGAAUCUUCCUAUUUGACCGGCGAAACGAUCAGUGUAAAUGGAGGAAUGGAAUCGAGAAUG